Solanum dulcamara is the source of this 2378-nucleotide messenger RNA. RefSeq names its product transcription factor ICE1-like. The coding region runs from base 412 to 2076 and encodes 554 amino acids. Gene Ontology annotation, molecular function: DNA-binding transcription factor activity; protein dimerization activity; sequence-specific DNA binding. Gene Ontology annotation, cellular component: nucleus. Gene Ontology annotation, biological process: regulation of DNA-templated transcription. The record is from RefSeq and is a predicted model, not a curated record. The transcript is spliced from 4 exons. NCBI's taxonomy places the organism in Eukaryota, Viridiplantae, Streptophyta, Magnoliopsida, Solanales, Solanaceae.
GUUAAUAACAAAAUAAAGCCCAGAUUUUUGCCAAACUUUAUCCCUUCCAAAUGAAGAUCAAGAAUCCAGCCAAAAAAACUAAUCAUUACAAACUGAGAACUGUUGGCUAACAUUUCACUAUAAAACCAAGCUUGACUUAGAGCAGUAAUAUUGUGGAUUUGCAGAAGCAGAAAGUUUAGUAGUAGUAAUAAUAGUGAUAGAAGAGAAGAGUUUUCUCUCUCUGUCACGUUGCCUCCUCUCUCAUAUAAAAAAGAAAAAAGCCAUUUCCCUUUCUUCUCUGCUGCUACUGUAGGCUUUUUACCUUUUUUUCUGCUUCUUUUGAAACCCCUUUUAGCACAAUCUUUUCUUGUUUUUGUUGUUUUUUACUAAGACCCUUUUGGUUAUUCUUUCUCUUUUGAACCAAAAAAAAAAAUGUUAUCUGGGGUGAAUGGUAUGGGUUGGAUGGAUGGUAAGGAGGAUGAAGGAACAGGUUCUUGGGUUAAUCAGAAUAACAUGAACAAUGAAAAUCAUCAACAUAAUAAUGGUGGGAUGGAGAACAGAAAUGAUAUGGAGAUGGGUGGACUUAAUAAUUUCAAAUCCAUGCUUGAUGGUGAAGAUGUAGACUGGUACAUGGGCGGUGCUAGUAAUAAUCAUCAUAACAACAACAACAACAACAAUGGUGGUGGUGGUAACAUGCAGAGCCAUAUUUCUUUCCCUGCGAAUUUCACUGAAGCUGACAACAAUUUGCUUCUGCAGCCUGUGGAUUCUUCAUCUUCUUGUUCGCCUGGUUCUGGUAAUGUUUUCAACAACCUUGACCCUUCUCAGGUACACUUCUUCAUGCCCACUAAAUCCACCAUUCCUCCUUUGCUCAGUGGGUUAUCCAACAACCCAUUAGAGAACAGUUUCGAUUUGGGCUGUGACAAUUCGUUGGGGGUCUUUAAUCGAGGUGGGAACGGCAUAAUGAAUACUGGGUUUCAUCAUUUGAACGCACAAAAUCAAUUGGGGCCGAACAAUCUGAGUUCGUUUCCUCAAUUUACUUGUCCCAAUCUGCUCCAGAUGCCUCAGGCAGCUGGUGGGUUUGGUUCAUUUGGGUUUGGGGACAACAAUUCUGCAAACGGAAACUCUUUGUUUCUCAAUAGGUCUAAGUUACUUAAGCCUCUAGAUAACUUUGCUUCGAUUGGAGCACAACCAACUCUUUUCCAGAAGAGGGCUGCUAAAAACUUGGCCAACAAUGGUGAAAAUUUGGCGGGGUUAGGUACUGAAAUAGGGCAGUCUUCCAGCACUCUGGAAGGUUAUGAUAAGAAUAAGGAAUGGAACGAUAGAAAAAGAAAGUACACCAUCAGUGAGGAGAUUGAUGAUGUUAGCAUCGAUGGAACUUUAAAUUAUGAUUCGGAUGAUUUUAUCGAUAACUCUAAUAAAACUGAAGAUGGUGUUAAGAAUGGAGAAAACAGCUCAAAUGCAGCUAGCACUGUCACUGGUGCUGAUCAAAAAGGGAAGAGGAAAGGGCUACCCGCCAAGAAUCUGAUGGCCGAACGCCGUCGCAGGAAGAAACUCAAUGACAGGCUUUACAUGCUGAGAUCUGUUGUCCCAAAGAUUAGUAAGAUGGACAGGGCCUCAAUCUUAGGAGACGCAAUUGAGUACUUAAAGGAGCUUCUGCAGAAUAUCAAUGAGCUGCAUAAUGAGUUGGAGUCCACACCACCCAACUCUUCUUUGAGUCCGGCUACAAGUUUCUAUCCUCUGACACCGACUGGACCAGCUCUGCCUAGUCGUAUAAAGGAAGAGCUUAUUCCGAGUACUUUUGCGAGCCCCCUGUCCAGCCCUACUGGACAACCUGCUAGGGUUGAAGUGAAGGCCAGGGAAGGAAGAGCGGUGAACAUUCAUAUGAUCUGCAGCCGCAAACCAGGGGUUUUACUCUCAACAAUGAGGGCUUUGGACAAUCUUGGACUGGACAUUCAACAGGCUGUUAUCAGCUGCUUCAAUGGGUUUGUGUUGGAUAUCUUCCGAGCUGAGCAAUCGAAUGAAGGUCAAGACAUCCAUCCAGAUCAGAUCAAAGCAGUGUUGCUGGACUCUGCUGGCUUCCAUGGGGGGAUGAUAUAAGCUGCUGUGGUUUACCAAGGAGAGCCUCUAUCGAAGAUUUUGGACCUCAGGCUGCUAUAGGCUUUUAGACUAAAGGACUUCCUAUGUUCCUUUCCUAGUUAUGUUUUCAUGCUAUUAAAUGGUUACGGACCAUUGUGGUCCGACCCUUCCCGGAACUCCGCACAUAGCGGGGAGCUUAGUGCACCGGACUGUCCUUUUUUUUUUUUAGUCAGUUAUAUUGGUGUUUUCUUUAGGAGAAACAUUGAGCAUAUUAAGCUCCAAAACUGAAUGCUAUAAUAUUCCUUUCACAAGUUUUUAGUCCA